AUGAUGUAUGAUGCGUUCUUGCUACUUGGCAGGUCAUCAGAUACUGAGCUCUACCCAGCUCCCCGUUUUGUGACGCACAUUGAUGACCAAGCAAUCAGGGCGCUCACAAAGUACUACUCGCAAGCCCUUCCUCUAAGCAAAACUCAUGGCGUGGCCAUCCUGGACAUGUGCAGUAGCUGGGUGAGCCAUUAUCCAGCCGGGUACAAGCAAGAGAAGAUCGUAGGUAUGGGUAUGAAUGAAGACGAGCUGAAGAAGAAUCCGGUUUUGACAGAGUAUGUUGUGCAAGACCUCAAUCUGAACCCGAAGCUUCCUUUCGACGAUAACACCUUUGAUGUUAUAACCAACGUGGUUAGUGUAGACUACUUGAUGAAACCAAUGGAUGUUUUUGAGGAGAUGAGACGAAUACUUGAAACAUCUGGGUUAGCUAUCAUGAGCUUUUCAAAUUGCUGCUUUUGGACAAAAGGUAUAUCCAUUUGGACAUCAAAUCGUGAUGCUGACCAUGCUUGCAUAGUUGGCGCAUACUUCCAUUAUGCUGGAGGGUUUGAGCCCCCUGAAUUGUACCAAUCUUCCAAUCCAGGACAAACUGAUCCGAUGUACAUUGUUUGUUCCAGAAAGAAAAUAGCUUAG
Molecule: messenger RNA, 627 nt
Organism: Hordeum vulgare subsp. vulgare (domesticated barley)
Lineage: Eukaryota; Viridiplantae; Streptophyta; Magnoliopsida; Poales; Poaceae
Exons: 6
Coding region: 1-627 (208 amino acids)
Molecular function (GO): S-adenosylmethionine-dependent methyltransferase activity
Source: RefSeq, a predicted model, not a curated record